This is a messenger RNA of Zingiber officinale, 1683 nucleotides long. RefSeq lists its product as uncharacterized. Bases 1055 to 1372 code for a protein of 105 amino acids. The transcript has 2 exons. NCBI's taxonomy places the organism in Eukaryota, Viridiplantae, Streptophyta, Magnoliopsida, Zingiberales, Zingiberaceae. The record is from RefSeq and is a predicted model, not a curated record.
AUCAUUGGAGGUUCUAAGGAUUUGAUUUUAAAUGGUGGCACUGUUCACUAAGGGAGAAAGGGGUGUUUUUUGGGUCCGCCGCCAGAAGGGCUUCCUCCUCCUUCCUGGCCGGCGUCGGAGCAGGCCGGCGGCUGCUGCUCUCCUCCACCUUCUGUCCUCCGACCUCCACUGCAGCGCUUCAACAAAGGAAGGGUCAUUUUCUACCGCCCACUCCUCACUUCUUACCUCCUCCUCCGCUAUGCUCUUUUAGGCAUCGGAUCUUUCUAGGAAUGGCUAGAUCUGUGACCUCAGGAGCCAUCUCGAUGCUCCUCUCCAAUCCUUCUCCUGACUCGCCAACCGACUUGCCGGAUACCCCCAUCCAAAUCGUCGAUAUGAAGCCUGUUGGCAGCAGCAGCACGCGUUUCACAGGCGACCACCGCGUUUAGGAGCAGGGCCUCCGUGUCCUGAUCCGCCGCCUGCUGGAACAGGUGUCACCACCUCCAACGCCCGCUACCGUCUCAUCCAGCGUUUGUCGACGCUUCUCGUCUCCACUGUAGCCUCCGGCGAUUGCUGCCACCGCCGUCACUGCCACCUCCAGCGACCACCGCCGUCGUCGCCUCCAGCGACUGCCGUAGCCACCUACGGUGACCACCUUCGCCGCUUUCAGCGGUAGUCGUCGCCGCUUCAUCCAUGGUCUUCGUCCUCCGAGCAACCGCCGCCCAAGGGGUUACGAUUAGUACUAUUUAUCUAGUUCGGCUUGCGAGCCGAGCGGGUGAUUGGCCUACGUGUCACCAUUGUAUUCUAGCCUUCAUGCCCCUAUCCCGGUCUGCGAGCCGACGUUGUGAUUAGACCACUCAUUAUCUUGCAGAUCCAUGUCACGUCCGGCAUCGAGCCACCGGAACCAGCUGACGACUCGAUUAGUAUCUCGACCAGCUCAUCCAUCCAUCCGAGGGCGCCCCCCGUGGCCAGGGUAUGUCGCCGUAUUCAUUUUGUACUUAUUCUAUUGUCUUGUUAUUAUGCGGAUGCUUAUAUAUUCGUGGGACUCGCCUCGAGCAUCGAGGUACCAGAGACCGGGAUGACCCGGUCGCUGGCUGCAGGUAGCAUUGACCGGAGGAUUUCUGACAACUUGGUCAACACAGAAGACAACUCAUCCUCCAAGUCAUGGAGAUGUGGUCAACAUCCCAGCCACGUCAUCCCGGAGACUCCGUCUUCCCAGAUUCCCGACAUGAUCAAAUUGGCGCCGUCUGUGGGAACACACCUGGUCUGGAACGUGAAGACGGACGACCCGGAAAGUUCCGCCAUCCUCAUGGCCUUGAUGGGUUUCGACGAGUAUAUCAUAUCCUCCUCACUCCACGGAUCCAUGUCGCAUUCGUCUUCGAGCCACCGGAGCUAGCUGACGACUCGAUCAGUAUCCCGACCAGCUCAUCCAUCCAUCUGAGGGCGCCCCCGGGGCCAGGGUACGUCGCCGUAUUCAUUUUGUAUUUAUUUUAUUGUCCUGUUAUUAUGCGGAUGCUUAUAUAUUCGUGGGACUCGCCUCGAGCAUCGGGGUUCCAGAGACCGGGGCGACCCGGUCGUUGGCUGCAGGUAGCAUUGACCGGAAGAUUUCUGACGACUUAGUCAACAUAGAAGACAGCUCACCCUCCGGGUCAUAGAGAUGCGGUCAACAUCCCAGCCAUGUCAUCCCGGAGACUCCGUCUUCUCAGA